AUAUAGCCGCGAUGCGGCCGCAGCCCCGCCCCGCGGACUUCAGCAAGGAAACUUCCAGCAGCACCUUCGUUACACGAGUCCAGCAGCCCCACCAUGUCUUUCAUCCAGGCCUUCCUGCAGCAGACCGUCUAUCUGGGCCUGCCUGAUGACUCAGCAUCACUCAAUGAGGGAACAGUAACCCCUGCCCCCAAUUUUAGUCCCAGCGGUGAUGCCGGAAUCUUGGAUAAGGCCAUCAAGACCAAAGGUGUGGAUGAAAACACCAUCAUUGACGUGCUGGUCAAGAGGAGCAAUGAGCAGAGACAGCAGAUCAAAGAGGCCUAUCACAAGGCCAGCGGAAAGCCUCUGGAGUCCGCGCUAAAGUCUGCCCUGAAGGGAGAACUGGAGGACGUGGUGUUGGCUCUGCUAAAAACACCGGCUCAGUAUGAUGCCCAACAGUUAAAGCUGGCCAUGAAGGGCCUGGGUACAGAUGAGGACACCCUGAUCGAGAUUCUGGCUUCUCGCACUAACAGGGAGAUCCUCGCAAUAAAGAAAGCCUACAAGGAAGAAAACAAGAAGGAGCUGGAAGACGACAUCAAAUCUGACACAAGUGGAGACUUCAGGAAUGCUCUUCAUGCACUCUGCAAGGCCGGCAGGACAGACGGAGUGAAUGAUGAACUUGCAGACAGCGAUGCCAGGGCUCUGUAUGAGGCAGGAGAGCAGAGGAAGGGGACAGAUAGCUCCGUCUUCAUAGACAUCCUCACUACCAGGAGCGCCCCUCAUCUCCGCAAAGUGUUUGAGCGGUACUCCAAGUACAGUAAAGUUGAUGUGUCCAAAGCCAUCGACCUGGAGAUGAAGGGCGAUAUAGAAAGCUGUCUCACUGCAAUAGUGAAAUGUAUGGGGAGCAGACCCGCAUUCUUUGCUGAGAAGCUCCACCUUGCCAUGAAGGGAAAAGGAACCCGUACUAAAAUUCUGACCCGUGUCAUGGUAAGCCGUUCUGAGGUGGACAUGAAACGGAUCAAACAGGAGUACAAAAAGAAGUACGGCAAAACACUCACCCAGGACAUUCUGGACGACACCAAAGGAGACUACGAGAAAAUCCUCCUUGCCUUGUGUGGUGGUGAGAACUAAAACACAAUUCAGGAUCCUGGUUCACACAACUGAAGAUGUGUUGCUUUGCACACCUGUGGAGAAUUUUCUUUAAUCUCUUCAGGCAUAGGCCUUGAUGCCCUGUGCUCAUAUGGACAACUGUCAUAACAAGUCACUCUUUAUUAUUGUCCCAACAUUAAACACCUGAAAAUAGCAAUGUGUAAAGAUAAACCAGGAAAAUGUUAAUGUUUCACCAGCCCUUCUCAUUCCAAACAAGUUAUACCCUGUUACACACAAUACUCUAUCUGUGCAAAAAGCUAAGAGCAGUUUGGCUGUAGACCCAUGUUCUGAAGUAUUAGCCAUCAGCACCUUUCAUACCUAACCUGCACUCACGUUAAGGGGUUGGUCUUUGAAAAGUACCCUGGAUCAGUGCUUGUGAUCACAGGGCAGUUCUGGUGCAAUAAGUUGAUACUAGACCCUAUAUGAGCUCAUAUGUGUCAAAUAUAUCCAGCAGCAGUAGUACUUUCAAAAGGUGUUGGAGAUUCUGCAAAUAAAAGCUUUUUCUAUGUAGGCCUA
Messenger RNA from Lampris incognitus (smalleye Pacific opah), 1641 nucleotides. It is a transcript of the gene anxa1a, whose product is annotated as annexin A1a. Gene Ontology annotation, cellular component: plasma membrane; cytoplasm. The transcript is spliced from 12 exons. Gene Ontology annotation, molecular function: phospholipase A2 inhibitor activity; cadherin binding involved in cell-cell adhesion; calcium ion binding. Bases 94 to 1107 code for a protein of 337 amino acids. The record is from RefSeq and is a predicted model, not a curated record. NCBI's taxonomy places the organism in Eukaryota, Metazoa, Chordata, Actinopteri, Lampriformes, Lampridae. Gene Ontology annotation, biological process: cell surface receptor signaling pathway; positive regulation of neutrophil apoptotic process; keratinocyte differentiation.